AUGCCAGAUGCUUGUCGUAGUUGCCUCAAUAAUGCUGCAAGUCUUCUCCCAGUGAAAUGUCCAAAUCAGAAGGAGGCAUUUAUAUACCAUGACUCGUGCAGCUUUCAAUAUUCAAGUAGCUCAAUGUUUGGGAUAUAUCAGGACCCUGAUUUUUUCUACGCAAUUAAUAACCCAAGUGAGGUAGCAGAUGCAGAGCGGUACACACGUGCGCUUGAUCGGCUAAUGCAAGUUCUUAAGACCAAAGCUGCAGCUGGCGGUCCUCAUCGCAAGGUGGCUGCUGGAAACGCCUCAACGCCGUUUCACUAUGUACAUGAUUUUGCUUAG
This is a messenger RNA of Neltuma alba, 324 nucleotides long. Its product is annotated as cysteine-rich repeat secretory protein 38-like. The record is from RefSeq and is a predicted model, not a curated record. Lineage: Eukaryota; Viridiplantae; Streptophyta; Magnoliopsida; Fabales; Fabaceae. The coding region runs from base 1 to 324 and encodes 107 amino acids. The transcript has a single exon.